Closterium sp. NIES-65 is the source of this 4107-nucleotide messenger RNA. The record is from the annotation of a GenBank genome assembly. NCBI's taxonomy places the organism in Eukaryota, Viridiplantae, Streptophyta, Zygnematophyceae, Desmidiales, Closteriaceae.
AUGCUCCGCACCAAUGACGGAAAGAAAGAAGCUAAGACCACUAAGACUAAAGAGAAGACGACUAAAAAGGCCGGCACGAGCUGUAGUAGUAUCAUCAGCGGCGGCGGAAAUAUCACCGCGAGCGGCGGGUACGGCGUGGGGCCGCUGACGAAGGAAGGGCAGCUGCAUCGAGAUGUGGUCAUGAGCGCUGUUAUCGAAUCAUCCGCGUUACAAGUCUCCUUCGACUCGUUUCCGUACUAUCUCAGCGAUGCCACGCGCAACGCGCUGGUGGACGCGUGUUUCAUCCGCCUGCGCCGCCCCGAGUUCCUGCGCUUCACCGCUGACCUCCCAUCACUCUCCGCGCGCAUCCUCCUCUCCGGCCCCCCAGGCUCGGAGCGGUACCAGGAGCAGCUGGUUCGGGCGCUGGCUCGGCACCUGGAUGCAAAGCUUCUGAUCUUUGAUCUUCCCAACAUGCUGCUGCAGGUGGCUCUGGCAACCAAGUCAGGCGGUGCUUUGCCUCAAGCUCUCACCAGUGGAGCAACAUUGGCAUUGGCAUCAGAACCAGCGCUGGCAUCAGAAUCGGCAUCAGCAUCCACAUCAGCAGCAGGAGUGGCGGCAACAGCAGCAGUGGCGCAGGAGUCAGCUGAUACGGUGACAGGGUCCUGUGUGAGUGCUGAGACUGGGGCCGCAACAGGAGCGGGAGUAGGGGAGGAGGGGGAAGGUGGAGGAGAGGGCACAGAGGGAGGUGCGGGGGAGAGGGGUGCUGGGGAUGCAGCAGAGGCAAGUCAGGGAGAGGAGGCGGAGGAGGAAGAGGAGGCCGAGGGCGAGGAGGGGAGGCAAGGAGAGGGCGGUGCAGUGAGGGAAGAGGGGGCGGGAGAGACAGGGGCGUCAGGGGAGGCACAAGUCGCUGGUCCCACGAGUGAGGCUGCAGGGGGGGAACAAGUAUCCGGGGGGGGGGAUGAGGGAGGUGGUGACGGGGAAGGGGGUGAUGGGGGAGAGGGGGAAUCCGCCCUGGCUGCUGAUGUGGAGAGCGAUGGGCCUGCUGACGUGGCGUCAGGGGAGCUGGAGCUGGCAGAUGGAAUGGAUGAGGGACAGGGGGGAGAGAGGGCGGAGGCGCAGGGGGAGGGGGAGAGGGUGGAGAGAGAAGGGGAAGGCGCGGAGAGGGAAGAAGCUGAGAGGGAGGGCGGGGGAGCUGGGGGGGAGGCAGGAGGGCUGCAGAGUGUGCCGUGUGUGCACGGGGCAGGUGGUGUUUGCACUGAUCUGCCUGCCUAUGGUUGCAGCAGCAGCAACAUCGCUGCCAGUGCUGUCAUUGCUGCGUGCAGCACAGUUUCCCAUCCUCCUGAUCCGGCUGCUCCUAGCGCCACUCCACCUGCUGCCCCCUCGUCUGCUCUUUCUGCGUCUACUGCUGCUAGCAGCACGUGCGAGGAGGCGGAGCAGAGCGGCGCUGCUGCUGGUCCUUCUCCCAGCACGCAGCCGGACAGCAUACUGCCCCCCACCACUGCACACACUGGUACCACCCACACCAGCAGUGCUACUGGUGACGAUGGCAAGCACACUAAACCGGAUAAGGAGGAGCAGGAGGGGCAGCAGGGCAGCAGCACCGCGAGUAAACGCAGCAGUGGGGGUGCGGGAGGAGGGAAAGGCGGUGUGGAUCUGCGAGCAGUGAAGCUGAAGGAUCUCUCCUCCUCGCUCAUCCCCCGCUCCCACCACUCCAAGUCCUCUUUAUCCUCCUCGUCCUCCCAUAAGAAGAAGGGCAGCAGCAAGGGUUCUAAGGGCUCAACGAGGGAUGGAGGGGGUGAGGGGGACAGUGUUGGGAAGGGCGGGAGCAAAGAGGAGGCGGGGAGUGGGGCAGCGGUGGCAGGUACAGGGCACAAGGCGAAGAGCAAGGGGGAGAAGGAGAAGGAGGGUGCUGGAAGCGAGGGGAAGAAGAGCAGCGAGAGUGCGGAGGGGUCAAAGAAGGGCUUUAAGAAAGGCGACAGAGUGCGCUACAUGGGCCCGCCCUCGCUCUCCUCUGCUGCACCCCCACCGCCAUCGGCCUCACUUCUGCCACCCUCCAUGCGCGGCCCACCAGUGGGGCUCAAGGGGCGCGUGGUGGUGGUGCUGGAGGAGAACCCCCACCGUGUGGGUGUGCGUUUCGACAAGCCCAUCCCGGGCGGCAACAGCCUGGUGGAUGUAUGCGACGAUGGGCACGGCGCGUGGUGCCACGUGUCAGAGCUGCGGCUGGAGGGAGCAGCAGCAGACGACGCGGAGAAGCAGCUGGUGGACCACUGCAUGGCGGUGGCAGCCACCGUAGCAGCAACAUCGCCUCUCAUCGUUUUCAUCCCAGGCGCGGAUAGAAUCGCAGCGGCACACUAUGAGAGGCUUGUUAGACUGGAGCGCAUGGAGCGGUUGGGAGUGGUGGGGGAGAGAAGCGCGGAGAAAGGAGAGAAAGGGGAGAAGGGGGAGAAAGGGAAGGAGGGAAAGGAGGUGAAGGAGAACAGUGAACCGCUGCGGUUGGUGGUGAUUGGCUCUCACACAGUGCCACCCAAGAAAGACAAAGCGCCAGCAGCGGCAGCAGCCCCCAAGACCACAGACAAGCUCUCUGCUCUCCUCGACCUCUCCUUCCUGGACCAGCUUUCAUCGCGGCUAGAGGAUGGGCGCGGGGAGGGUGGAGGGGCCAAGGCGGGCGGCAGGGCGGUGACUCGCAUCUUCCCCACGUCCAUCCCGGUGCUGCCGCCCGCACAAGAUGAUGACGUGGCGCAGCGUGAUUGGGCGAGGCAGCUGGAGGGUGACGUGGAGCUGAUGCGCGCUGAGAGCAACCGCCGCCUGCUUAGAUCGGUGAUGUGCACAGCAGGAGUGGAGUGUGCAGACAUUGACAGACUCUCCAUCGCCUCCCACUCUCUUCCCCAGGAGGGUGCGGAGCGCAUGGUGGGGUGGGCCAUAAGUCACCAGCUGCAGCACAGCCCGCAAGUCGACAUGCCGGCUGCCCGCCUCCCCCUCUCGCUCUCCAGUAUUCGGCACGGAGUGGAGGUGGUGGAGGGAGCAUCUCAGCAGCAGCCAGCCACACAGCGCAAGGCGCUCAAGGAUGUGACGUGCGACAAUGACUUUGAGCGGCUGCUACUGGGGGAGGUGAUACCUGCGGAGGAGCUGGGCGUGCGCUUUGAGCACAUCGGCGCAUUGGAGGGCGUGAAGGAGGCUCUAAGAGAGGUCGUCAUGCUGCCACUUCAGCGACCAGAGCUGUUUCAAACUGGCCAGCUCACUAAGCCGGUACGGGGGCUGCUGCUGUUUGGCCCACCGGGCACGGGCAAGACGAUGCUGGGCAAGGCAGUUGCUACGGAGUCAGGGGCCAACUUCAUCAGUCUUUCCAUGGCCUCUGUUGCAUCAAAGUGGUUCGGAGAGGCAGAGAAGUAUGUGAAGGCCGUGUUCACGCUGGCCAGUAAAAUUGCGCCAUGUGUCAUCUUCGUGGACGAGGUGGACAGCAUGUUGGGGCGGAGAGGCGGCGACUCGGAGCACAGUGCAAUGAGGAAGCUCAAGAACGAGUUCAUGGCCGCAUGGGACGGGCUGCGAUCCAAGCAAGCCGAGCGCAUCCUCGUGCUCGGCGCCACCAACCGCCCGCAUGACUUGGAUGAUGCCGUCAUCAGACGGUUCCCUAGAAGGCUGUUCGUGGAUCUGCCUGACUGCACCAACCGAGCCAAAAUUCUGAAAGUCAUUCUCAAGGAUGAGGACGUGGAGCCGGGCUUCAGCACCGAUGAGCUCGCUGCUGCCACCGAUGGCUACUCGGGCAGCGACCUCAAGAACCUGUGUGUGACAGCAGCGUUCCUGAGAAUAAAGGAGUUUCUGGAUAAGGAGAAGAAGGAGAAGGAGGAGGCAGAGAGGAGCGAGGGAGGUGCGGAGGGCAGCAGUGGAAGCAGCAGCGCAGCAGCAAGUGGCAGCCGGGAGGGCGAGGCUGGUGCCUCUCAAGGCUCGGCUUCCCCUGCCGCUGCUCCAUGCCUGCGGCCAAUCAGCAUGGAGGACAUGCGGAAGGCCAUGGAGAAGGUGCGGGCGAGUGUGAGCAGCGAUGCAGCAGCAAUGAUGGAGCUCAUGCAGUGGAACGAGCAGUUCGGGGAGGGCGCCUCGCGCAAGAUCACCCCUCUCUCCUACUUCAUGUGA